AUGUCGAGCCUCGCGAUUCUCGUCGCUUGUCUAGUCCAGCACGCCUUUGCCGUACCACUGCUGCUCCCGAGGAUGCCCCUGAGCGAACGCGCAGACGAAGUCAAAGCAGAAACUGAAGCCGAAGCCAUCUCCAUCUCCGGCAGCGAAGCCACCGGCGUCCCUCGCUUCGCCGACUUGGGCAUCAUCGUCUCCGCAGGAGGCAAGUCCCGAGUUCCCUCGUUCUUGUGCGUGGAUACACGGGCUAACACGAACGCCCCUCCAGUCCUCGGGUGCUUAAUCCUUGCCUUCGCCGUCGUAUCCUACUUCCGCCGCAGAAAAGAAAAUCGGGCUUCCACGCCGGCGCCCGCAGUCCUCAACAAGGCCGAGGGCGGGCUUGCGCCGUGUGCUACCACGCCGCGCCAGAGGACCCAGUCGAAGCUGUUUGAUGACUUGGUCCGCGCGGCCUAUGCCGCCCACGAAGCAUCCUGCGCGCCGGCCCAUGCUGACCCGGCGACGAGGCGGAAGAGCGUGGCCAGCGGCAUCAUCUACAACGGCGUGCCGUCAGUUGACGCAACGGCGCAGAAGCGUAAGAGUGUUGCAGUACCGAACUUCUUCUGA
Messenger RNA from Hirsutella rhossiliensis, 597 nucleotides. RefSeq lists its product as uncharacterized. NCBI's taxonomy places the organism in Eukaryota, Fungi, Ascomycota, Sordariomycetes, Hypocreales, Ophiocordycipitaceae. The transcript is spliced from 2 exons. The coding region runs from base 1 to 597 and encodes 198 amino acids. The record is from RefSeq and is a predicted model, not a curated record.